Molecule: messenger RNA, 3126 nt
Organism: Calypte anna (Anna's hummingbird)
Lineage: Eukaryota; Metazoa; Chordata; Aves; Apodiformes; Trochilidae
Gene: KNOP1
Product: lysine rich nucleolar protein 1
Exons: 5
Coding region: 84-1928 (614 amino acids)
Source: RefSeq, a predicted model, not a curated record
AACCCCCCUGCGAGGCGGGCACCGAGCGUUCCCAUUCCCCUUCCGGGUCGGCGGGGCGGCCCGCUGCACGUGGCCGUGGCAGAAUGAUAAUAAAGAAAAAGAGAAAAGCUCAUGAGGAACCUGUACAGAAAAAGAAAAAGGUGAAAAGUAGUUGGAGCCAGACUAUCAUUAAAAUUGAGGAAGAUGUUCAAACUGUCAUUAAGACUGAGGUUGAUGGCCAGCUUGAAUCACAAACAAAGAUAAAGAAAAAGGAAGAUUUAGAAGGUAAUGAACAUUUAGACAAAUUCAAACUGAAAAAGAAGAAGAAGAAGAAGAAAAACAAGAAAAAGAAAGUUGUCUCUGAAUUAUGGGAAGUAGAAUGUUCAGACAGCUAUGUGAAUGUAAAACACCAUCUGGGUGCAGAACCUGAAGAAGAAUUAGAGAAACAAAUAAAAAUUCUCAAGAAGAAGAAAAGAAAACUCCAGUGUCAUUCUUCCUUACCAUUGGAGAACAAUCAGAGAAGUGAUGUGGGCCUUUCAAAUCAUCAUACAGAUGGUACUAAGGAAAAUGAAUUUGCUUCAAAAAAAAGCAGAAAGAAUACUGCUUUGAAUUUGGAGUUGGAUGGUGAAGUAAUUAAGAAAAAAAGGAAGAAAGAGGACAUGCAGGAUGGUGAACAUAAACAGUCUGAACAAGUUUGUAAAAAGCCACACAAAUGUAUUUCACAAGAAAAAGCUUUCAUGAGGGAAAACCAGGAGACAGAAAGUAUCCAGAAUGAUGGAGAGAGUAAUGUGAGAAGAAAGAAGAGGAAGAAGAAUAAAGAGAAGUCUGACUCCUUUUUACCACUGUUAGAUAAUAAGCACAACAUGUAUGGAAUUCCUGGUAGCCCCACUGCAUUAAGUGACUUCAGAAAAAUGCAAAGAAUGAGUUCCCAGGAAUUUCCAUUGUCAUAUAGAGAGGAUGAGGACACCACUGCAAACUCUGGAAGGAUCAGAGAGACCAAGAGGAAGAAGAAAAAAAACGAUACUUCUUUCUUAACAAAUGAAGAUAAUACAGACUACAGUCACAGAGGUCCUGAUAAGGAUUUCCCAGCACAGCAAGAAGUUGAGUCUGAGGUAGAAGAGCUUUCUGGAAAAAAAGGCAAGAAGAAUAUAAAGGAUAAUAAUGAAGUCAUCAAGAAGAAAAAGAAAAAGAAGAUACAGAAAAACAAGGAGGAAAUAAGAUAUUCAAAAGUUUCUGUAUACAUUGACAGUGCAUCUAAAAGUGAAAAAAUAACACUAUUAGAAAGCAAUAAAAAGAACAAAGAGAGUGAAAUGAAGAGAGCUGAAUGUGUCAGAGGGGACAUUGUAGAUAGGGUAUUAUGUAAUAGUAAUCAUAUGCUCUGUGACAGAAAACAGAGAAGAAGGAAAAAAGAAGCACCCCAGGAGCUUGCUGAAGAACCAGGUUCAAAAGGAAACAAGAAAGAGAGAAAAAGUGAAGGGCUGGGCAGUGAGGAACAUGGGGACGAUAUAACUAUUGUGCAGGAAAAGAAAGGAAACUGUGAUGAAGUUAGCAUAGACAAGGUGAGGCGACAGGCUCUGCAAGAAGAAAUUGAUAGAGAAUCUGGCAAAACUAAGGCUUUCAGUCUCAAAGUGGAACAGGAUACAAAUUUUGGCCAGUGGAGCACAGCUGCUUUUCAAAGUUCUGAGGAAAAAAUGAAGUUUUUGAGACUGAUGGGUGGCUUUAAAAAGGGAUCUGUGCCUAUGGAAAAUCUCGCAGCAACUACGAACAAACCAAACAUGGCUCUGAACAGGGAAGGGGAGGAGAAGUUACAGCAGGCUCUGAAGAUGGAAUUUGAUAAAGCAAUGGACUUGAAGCAACACAGAGGGAUUGGUCUUGGAUUUCAGCCUGCUGCCAACAAAAAAGUAUACAUAGACAAAUAUACAUCUAGAUCUAUAAAGUUUGAGGAUUAAAACGCUGAGGUAAUAAAAGGAAUGAAAAUUCAACAGGCAAAUUUCUUUUCACUUUCCACAUCUUUUAACUUGAAAUGCAAAAUGUUUAAGAAAUUUGAGUUAUCAGGCACUUUUAGUACAAGUUUUCAAAUGCAUACACCAGAUUAUGUGGAGCUGGGUACUUAUUUCAUCUGAACUGUAUGUUUUUGAAACCUAGACAGUGUUCUCUGCAAGACAAAGAGAAAGCCUUGGUAUUUAACUUUGAAGAAACACUACUAAUAUACUCACAAAUCUGAUGAGAUGACAACUCAGAAAUUUCUUAAAUAUUAGCAUCUUCAUUACAAUAAUGGUGUGGAACAUCCUCUGUAUUUUAACUAUGCUCUGGCAGUUGGGUUUCAAGCAGCAGCUGUUCCCUAUAAAUGAAAUACUUGCUGGAUAGCAGCACCAAAUAUAUGGAUCAAGACUUCCUAAAUUAUAGAAAGCAAGGUAAUUUAAUAAUGUGCUUAUUUGGUUCACUGUACAUUAGUCUGAAUGAAAUUUCCAAUCUUUGGAUUUUCAGACAACCUGCACUUUCACUUUAUAGUAAAAAAAAUGAGACUACACGUGUUCAGAAUUCAAUGGUCCAAAGCAGUCUUGUUUGAAGCUACAAAAAUACAGUGAAAAACUGUCAUGUAUUUUAUUAUUGGCUGUGCCAUUUGUUAAAUUGUCAGUGUUAAGUUCCACCAUAGCUCUGGUUCUUUAGCAGAGCAGUGUGACCAUCUCAUAUGUCCAUGUCUGCUGUAGUGUUACAGUGGUCAACUUUUAGGGGAACCCCAGGCCCCCAGAAUGAGGUUAUUAUUUCUACUGAGCCAGCUCAUUGUUUUUCUGCCAAUCUGCCUGUGCCUGUGCUUUUUUAUAAGGUCAUGCCAACUGAUCUACUAAAUUUAUUGCUUUUUUAAGGCAAUCUCACUUUCCUAGUCUUUUCCAGUGGACCACUCCACCUGAAAGCAGUUGCCUUCAGGACAAAAUAGACUUAAGUUGAUUCCAGUGCAUUUUGGGCAACUCAUGAAUGAAAGUGAAAAUUAUGCAGAGGCUCCAGCUUAAGGGGUUGCCAUGAAUCUGUUCCCUACCUGGAAAAAGGGAGAUACUUAACCUUUUCCUGCAGGGUCUGAACUUUGCUUUGAAGAAACCAUCUCCUUUAAAGUGUUAUUUAAAACUACCUCAGGGUGAGUCACAUUUC